Messenger RNA from Trypanosoma theileri, 2286 nucleotides. Its product is annotated as endosomal integral membrane protein. Gene Ontology annotation, cellular component: membrane. Lineage: Eukaryota; Euglenozoa; Kinetoplastea; Trypanosomatida; Trypanosomatidae. The coding region runs from base 1 to 2286 and encodes 761 amino acids. The record is from RefSeq and is a predicted model, not a curated record. Gene Ontology annotation, biological process: protein localization to membrane. The transcript has a single exon.
AUGAGGAGAAUUCUGCUUUUACUUGUCUUUAUUCUCUGUAUAUCUCCGGGAAUUUGUGUUAGUGGCCUUCUAUAUGUUCCAGGACUUGCUCCCACCGCACGUCGUUUUGGAGAUGAGGUUCGAUUGGAAGUUAACAAACUCUAUUCUUUAACCAAUGAAUUACCAUACCCUUAUUACGAGCCACGCACACCGUUUUGUCCUCCUAUUGAUAAACAUGAAUUGGGUUUAAGGCAGAACUUGGGACUUGGUGCGCUACUGAGUGGUGCACGUCCACAGUGGUCUUCUUAUACAUUCUACAUGCUUCUGGAAACCUGUGAUUCUGUAGAAUGUGAGGACCAAACACGUUUGACUGCCGCUCAAGUGAAGUGGAUGCAAAAGUUAAUUGAGAAAAACUAUCGUGCACAGAUAAUGCUUGAUGAUAUUCCAGUUUACAGUGAUGCUGCAGAGUUAUUUCAAGGUGGGUGUAAAAAAGGCUCUUACAAACGAAAAAAGAAUUUAGCUGGACCACAGCAAGGAUUUUACUUGGGUGUUUCCUCCAAAUGUACAGGUGGUCCUGUGCAUCUUAAUAAUCAUCUACACUUUGUUAUUUAUUAUCAUACUCUCACUCCCACUGAGGCUAUGAACUAUGAAGAGGGUACUGCUCCUGAUGGAACUAAGGUUCAGAUGCUCCGUAAACGAAAUGCACGUCAAAAAGUAAAAAAAAAUAAAGAAAAUAAUUUAGUAGGAGAUACAAUAAUAACAAAUGAUAAUUUAAAAGCUGAUAUUCCCAUGGAUGAUAAUGAUUUUUAUGGUGAUGGUGAUGAUGAUGAUGAUGAUGAUGAUGAUCGUUAUACUAAAAAUACUGAAGAUACCGCCUUCUAUACUAUAGUUGAUGUAACUGUGCAAGGUUUCUCUGUGGAUUGGCGUGAUGUCAAGGAUGGUCGACCUUCUGCUUGCCCAGGAGUAAAUAAUAAUAACGAAGAGAGAAUCCUCUUUGAGAAUAGUAGUCUCAAUAUUAUGGAUAUUAAAAAUGGUAAAUAUCCUCCAUUAGUUCUUAAUAAUUCAUUGACUAAUCGAAGUAUUGCAUGGACAUAUACAGUGGAGUGGCACGAACAACCAGACCUUCAGUGGGGUACAAACUGGGAGAAGUAUUUUAAUAAUAAGAAAAACAAACAGAAAUCUGGUAUUCAUUAUUUUUUUAUUAUAUACUCCUUACUUAUAGUACUCAGCAUGACUUCCGUUGUUGUUUUUAUUGUCAUUCGUGCUCUCCGCCGGGAUUUCGCUCUUUAUAAUUCUCUUUUGGAAAAAUCAAAGGAAGACAAUUUUGAUUCCAUUCUUGAGGAUCAUGGUUGGAAGGCAGUAAGUGGUGAUGUUUUUCGUCUUCCGAAACGUGCUGAUGAUCUUGUUGUACUUGUAGUAUCUGGUAUUCAUGUUUUUUUCUUAACAGCUAUAUUCAUUUUAGGCACUUGGAUUCAAUAUGAAUUUUCUUCAAAUAGGCAAAGCAUAAUCAUGAUCAUACUUAUUCAAUUUCUUUUAUCAUCACUACCUUGCGGUAUUUUUACUGUAUGGUUAUCUAAAUCACUUCAUUUGCCACAACGUUGGUUAACAAUAAUAAAAUAUGUAUGUGGACUUCCAGGUGUCGUAUUUAUCACGUUUUUAUUAAGUAAUAUUGUGCUUCGAUUAGCACGUAGUACUGGUGCAGUCUCAUUUGUAUUUUUUAUAUUUUUAUCAAUUUUGUGGAUUUGUGUAUUUGUCCCUUUAGCUUUUAUUGGGGCUAAAUUUGGUUUCUUGAUUCCUGUCUCUACAUUACCGAGAUCAGUGAACCCUAUACCACGCCGCAUAAAUACAUCCCUUAUGCCUGUUUUUUUGCAAACGAGGUAUAUAUUGUUUUUGUCAGGGUUAGCUCCAGUUGGAGUGGUACUAUUUGAAUUGCGCCUCUUAUUCAUAUCUCUAUUUGAGGGGUAUUCUUAUAAUUUCUUUGGAUUCCUCAUGCUGGUAUUUCUUCUAUGGUCACUAACUUGUGGUCUUACUUCUAUUUGUGUGGUGUACUAUCGUCUAUGCGCAGAAGAUUACCAUUGGUGGUGGUUGAGCUUUGCUGCACCGUCUUCAUGUGGACUUCAUCUCAUUUUAUUUGUCAUUUUCUUCUACUUUGCUGUUGUAAAGAUGACUACAGUGGCAGCAACCGUUCUUUUCACUAUUUAUAUGGGUUUACUGACUCUUUUUUAUGUACUCUGUAGUGGGGCCAUUGGUUUUCUCUCGGCGUGGAAGUUCGUAAAUGUCAUUUUUGCGUCUGUUAAGUUUGACUAA